AUUUGACCUGCAGCAGAGUCGAAGGUUCAAGCUGAGAACAUGUUUCGUGGUGAGGAUUAUGAGUGUGUGGUGAUCGGGGCCGGGGUCCAGGGCUCCUUCACGGCUUAUCAGCUGGCCAAGAAGAAGAAAAAGACUCUGCUGCUGGAACAGUUUGUCCUCCCACAUACUCGCGGGAGCUCCCAUGGCCAGACCCGAAUCAUCCGUAAGGCGUACGAGCAGCACUUCUACGUCCAGCUGAUGGGCGAGAGCUACGAUCUGUGGGCCCAGCUGGAGAGGGAGGCUGGUGUCAAACUGUACCGGCGAACAGGACUCCUGGUAUUGGGACCAGAGAAAAGUCAGGCUUAUGAGCAGGUCAGGAACACCCUGCAGACGAGCCGCGUUCCUACCGUGAUCCUGACAUGUGACAACUUCAGCCAGCACAUCCCUCAUGUCAACCUUACUGAAGGAGACGCCGCCCUGGUGGACACGACAGCAGGAGUGCUGUAUGCAGACCGUGCACUCAAGGUCGUGCAGGCCCAGUUUCUGAAGUUGGGCGGUGUCAUAAAAGAUGGAGAGAAAGUAACGGACAUAAAGCCCGGUGCUGUGGUCACAGUGUCGACCUCUGCUGGUGUUUAUCGGGCCAAGAGUUUGGUGAUCACGGCGGGAGCCUGGGCGAACACUCUGCUGGCCCACACCGGCCUGCAGCUUCCACUGGAGGUUGUGAAGGUGAACGUGUGUUACUGGAAGGAGAAGGUUCCUGGAUCCUACAGUUCACAGCGUCACUUUCCCUGCUUCAUCCAGUAUGAAAGCAAGGAGUCUGAAUAUCACAUCUACGGCCUCCCGUCGGACGAGUACCCCGGCCUGAUGAAGGUGUGUUUCCACAUCGGCAGUGAGACAGACCCAGACCAGCGAGACAAGCAGACAGACAGGUCCGACAUCAACAUCCUCCAACGUUACAUCACCCGCUGCUUCCCGGGCCUGAUACCAGAACCCGCUGUUGUGGAGAGCUGCAUGUACACGCUGACUCCGGACCAGCACUUUGUGGUGGAUCGUCACCCCACCUUCAGCAACAUCACCAUUGGAGCAGGGUUCUCAGGUCACGGAUUCAAGUUCGGACCAAUCAUUGGGAAGCUGCUGAGCGAGCUCAGCCUGGGAGAAGUGCCCUCCUAUGACCUUUCACCUUUCAGAAUCCAGCGCUUCCAGACAAAGUUGAAAUCGGCUUUGUAGCGGCGCAGAAAGAUAACGUGACCCGAGUCGCCGGGUCUAUUUACGGCCCGAGUGCCAUUACAUAAAUAACAGCAACGAUGAACAUCAUUUUAAUGUUUUAGUCUUUAAAAUCUAAAAAAUCAUUCUAAAUGUUACAUAUGUGACGUCAAAAGGAAAAUAAGAAACUUGUCACUUUUAUACUGAUGAGUUAGAAAAUGUUGCACUUAUUUAUCUCACUAACUGAUGGACUUAUUGAUUAGUCAGGAUCAGUUCAGACACAAUAAUUUGCUAAUGUCACAUUGUGUUAUUGAGAGUGUAUUCAGAGCUUUUUAAACUUUAGUAAAAUUAACAUUAUUACAGUGUAAAAGUAUCUCAUUGUUUGUGCCC
This is a messenger RNA of Thalassophryne amazonica, 1572 nucleotides long. It is a transcript of the gene pipox, whose product is annotated as pipecolic acid oxidase. Gene Ontology annotation, molecular function: L-pipecolate oxidase activity; flavin adenine dinucleotide binding; sarcosine oxidase activity. Gene Ontology annotation, cellular component: peroxisome. Lineage: Eukaryota; Metazoa; Chordata; Actinopteri; Batrachoidiformes; Batrachoididae. The transcript is spliced from 8 exons. The record is from RefSeq and is a predicted model, not a curated record. The coding region runs from base 40 to 1206 and encodes 388 amino acids.